Gambusia affinis (western mosquitofish) is the source of this 1979-nucleotide messenger RNA. Its product is annotated as transcription factor HES-5-like. Lineage: Eukaryota; Metazoa; Chordata; Actinopteri; Cyprinodontiformes; Poeciliidae. The transcript has 4 exons. The coding region runs from base 927 to 1412 and encodes 161 amino acids. The record is from RefSeq and is a predicted model, not a curated record. Gene Ontology annotation, cellular component: nucleus. Gene Ontology annotation, biological process: anterior/posterior pattern specification; regulation of neurogenesis; regulation of transcription by RNA polymerase II. Gene Ontology annotation, molecular function: protein dimerization activity; RNA polymerase II cis-regulatory region sequence-specific DNA binding; DNA-binding transcription factor activity, RNA polymerase II-specific.
AGACUUGUAUCUAAAAAAAUGUGUGAGGACGGGACCUACGUGAGGCAGGUGAAAGGUCACUUUAGCCUGUUUGAUUCAAGUGCUAGAAGGAGACUGAAAGAGAUAAGCCAAGGGGAACUGGGCAUGAAAUACCCGUUGAUGCAGAAUUUACGUUUUUGUUUUGGACUGCUUAACCUUCGAUGAGUGAGUACUUGUCAAGGAUUUCUUGACAAUAAAAUGCUGGAAGUGCAUCAGUGAUACUAAACGCGAGUUAGCAUUUAGCAUUUUCGAGCUACUGCUAUACGUUACCCUUAGCCAGCUAUGCUAAACAGAGACUUUUAUCACACAGUGGACAGAGUGAAGCUUCCUGUACUUUUCUGCUGUGGAUUGAAUGGUCGAGUUUUGCCAGUGUACUCCAUGUAGCCGAUGAAGAAGCAAAUUCCAACUCAGCUGUUGAGUGUUACCUGGUGGUCACGAACAAGACCGCAUCCAUCCUUCCGGGAUUUAUUGUUCCCACUGAAUUCCUGGGAGUUAUUUUGAUGGAUGGAUGAAAAGGAACAAUUUCUGGACUGUCCAUUUUCGGCUGAGUGCGAUGGGACGAUGAGCGUGUGCUCAGUCAAAGUCAUUGAUCCCAGCAACAAGAAGCAGCUCUCCACACACUCUGGGGUCACCACUUUCCCAGAUUCAAACAGCGCUUUGUACGUUCUCCCCCUUCAGUGCUCCUUUGGCUCCCCUGAGAUCAAACUAUUAUCCUCAAGGCAAUAAUACCAUUCAGCGUUUUGCAUCCUUUUUUGUUUCAUUGCUUCCUCUGAUUGGCCAAGACUGUGAGAAACUCUGGGCAAAGCAAGACCCACACAUUCAUAUGUAGAUGUGUGGCUAUAUAAAGGAGGGCUGCAGCCAGCAGAGAUCAGAUUCUCUCUACUGAGACCUAGCACGGAGAUCCAACAAUGGCACCUUCAAUCCCUGCAGCAGUUGCCAACUCACAGGAGCAUCUGACUCUGAACCACAAGCUGAGAAAGCCUCUGGUGGAAAAGUUGCGCAGAGAGCGAAUCAACAGCAGCAUCGAGCAACUCAAGUCUCUCCUGGGUCCAGAGUUCCUCAAACAGCAACCAGACUCCAAGCUGGAGAAAGCAGACAUCCUUGAGAUGACAGUUUGCUUCCUGAGACGGCUUCAGCAGCAGCAGCAGCAGCAUCCACAUUUGGAUGCAAGAGCUACUGAUCAGGGCUACUCCAGAUGUUUCCAAGAGGUGGUGCACUUCCUGUCCAAAGAUGAUCUGAAGACGCAGUCCCAAAGAAGACUGCUGAACCACAUGAACAAGCUGCAGUCGUCCUCUGAGAGGAACCUGAAAGACAAUUUUCUUAUGAACUCCACAAUCCAGGCCUCCAUUAAGAAAAAGAGCCCAGCCAACAGCUCCCUCUGGAGGCCAUGGUAAAAAUGUAGGACUUACACCCUGGAAUUUAAUGUUUCUGUACUUUUACUCACUUUUGCUUUUCUUAUAUCUAAGAGUUAUUGCCUGUAUCAAGGUGUUUUGUAUUGCCUUUUGUAAAGGCUAGAAAAUGAUUUUUCUUCAAUAAGAAGUUCUGUUAUUUUGUUUAUGAAACAGUGACAAACGUGUAAGUUCAUAGUCUAAUUCUGUGAUGUAAAGAACAUUAUUCUCAAUGUAAAUACUCAUAUAAUGUUGGCAGCGAUGACAACAAUGUAUGUUUGUAUGAUUUGUUCCAUUUUGGGGACAGUUUUAUGUACAUGUUUUAACAUGUUUCAGAUUUAUAUGUGUUUUCCACAUUUUCUUCUGAUUGAUCUGGCCUCAUUGGUUUUAAAAAAUCUUAAUUUCAUGCUUUUUCUGUUAAGCAGAUGAGAUUCAAGACAAAUGUGCUGCUUUAUAACUCUGUGAGUGACAGCACCCAUACCUUCAAGGAAGGAAUCAAUAUUUGGAAAAUCUCUCACAAUGAAUGUUUCUCUUCGAACCAAGUGAUGCGCAAUAAAACAAUCAGAAAAACAA